This is a messenger RNA of Clonostachys solani, 1461 nucleotides long. NCBI's taxonomy places the organism in Eukaryota, Fungi, Ascomycota, Sordariomycetes, Hypocreales, Bionectriaceae. The record is from the annotation of a GenBank genome assembly.
AUGUCUUAUACGUCACUCCAUCGGAAUUGGCGAGGGAGUGGGCGGUCUUUCUUUCAUAUAACCGGCCAUCUUACACUUGAAUUUCCUGUUGAUAGCGAUACAGAUCUUUCUACGAUCGAAAAACGUGUCGACUCGGCCCUAGCCAAGGCAUGGCUGGCAUUGCGUUACCACCACCCUACAAUCGCUUCGCAAACAAAGCUCGAUCCCACAACAGGGAAAUAUAUGAAAGUUUAUCCCCAAAACUCAGUUGGGUGGCUUGAGAGGACCUUUGUUGUCCUCUCGACAGGUCACUCUGGCGCGGAAUGGGCAAACCAUGAUCCUCCCGCCCCAGCACUGCCUACACUAUACGCGUUGGCUUUCCCAUCGGCUGAAGACAGGCGGGUUAUACGCCGCGAUCUCGUCUUUCGAUCCCCUCACGACAUCAUCGAUGGCAUUGGUACCUUGCUACUCUUUGACAACUAUGUACGCCAUACGGCUGAAGCGUUCACACAGGGGGGCUCGUAUCAGCCUCCAUCUCUCGAUGACCCCAAAGUGUUCCAAAACUUGAGCCCGCCAUUCCGUGUCGCGGCCGCCAUUCCUCCGGAGCCAUCAGAGGCGGCCCUGCAUCGUUUGGCCAGUUUGGAUAUCGCCGAUGCGGCAGACAAGGCGAGGAAUGCAGAAGUUGCUGCCUUGCCUUAUAAAAAGGGAGCACUCGCCCCAGGCAUUCACAGGCGAGUGGAGAUAACAUUGUCACCGGAGCAGACGGCGAGGUUGACAGGCGCCUGCAAGGAAGUUGGGUCAACCGUCACGCAAGUCUUCCAUGCUGCGAUUGCACUCGUUCUUCGUAAUCUACAGCCGAUGCAUGAAAAGCCCCGAUCAGUCGAGUACGUGGGUUAUCUGCUGCGCAAUGAGCGAGGCAGCUGUGUCCCGCCAUUCAAUGGCCAUGAGCAUGCUGCCGCGGUCUAUCACUCAACCUCCAGUGAGAAGUUGAUCAUCAACAUGGCCGUUCCUAGUCGCAAUGAUGAUUUAAUUGAAGGACCACGCCUACAAGUGGAAAAGCAAGAGUUUCUCGAAAUCGUGCAGCAGAUGAGGGAGUUCUAUCUAAAAGUGCGAGACGACCCUGAACACCACCGUCUUGCGCCGCUGUUAUGGGCGAGGCGCUCGAUCCCACUGCCUCUGGACGAGCACGCGAUUCCUCCCAUACCACCCCCUAGUGACUCUCCCUCUGCUUCCAUCUCUAGCAUGGGCCGCAUUGACAACAUCAUUCGCCAGAAGCACGGGGAUAUAGAGGUUUAUAACCCUUGGGUGACUGGAGAAGAGCUGAGGAACGGGCUAGGCUUGUUUCUAGGCACCUUUAGAGGGUCGCUGUCAUUCAGCGCCGCGUAUAAUGACGCGUGGCAUGACAAGGAUGAAGUAUUGCAGUUUGUUGAAAGCUGUACACAUCUUGUCAACGCAGGUCUGGGCCUUGAGGAAUCUAGGUAG